AUGACCACUCCAUAUCCAACACCCAUAACCCCCUCCCAAACCAGCAUAGGCUGGAUAGGCAUAGGUGUGAUGGGCUCAGCCAUGGCCUCUCGCCUUCUCUCCGCCGGCUAUACCCUCACCGUCUACGCCCGCACCACUUCCAAAACUCUCUCUCUCCAAUCCCAAGGCGCCCAUAUUGCCAAUUCCCCCGCCGAGCUCGCCAAGCUAAGCGACGUUGUUUUUACAAUGCUAGGUCACCCAUCAGAUGUUCGACAAAUUGUCUUAGAUAACCCCGCUGGCGUUCUUUCUGGCCUAAACGCUGGUGGCGUUGUUGUAGAUACCACUAGUAGUCAUCCAAAACUUGCUAAAAGAAUUUUUGAGGUCGCCCGCGAGAAGAAUUGUUGGGCUGUCGAUGCUCCGGUGUCUGGUGGUGACAUUGGGGCAAAAGAAGGCAAGUUAGCUAUUUUGGCUGGUGGAAAUGCGGAUGUAGUGAAGUGGCUGGAACCUUUGUUUGAUGUAAUGGGGAGGGUGACCUAUGUGGGUGGUGCUGGGUGUGGGCAGAGUUGCAAAAUUGCGAACCAGAUUACCGUGGGUGCGAAUUUGGUUGGGUUGAGUGAAGGAUUGGUGUUUGCGGAGAAGGCGGGGUUGGAUGUGAGAAAGUGGAUGGAGGCAGUGAGGGGCGGGGCAGCAGGGUCGAUGGUGAUGGAGUUGUUUGGCGAAAGAAUGAUUGGGAGGGACUUUAGGCCUGGUGGGUUUACUGAGUACAUGGUGAAAGAUUUGGGGAUGGGUGUGGAUGCUGGGGAAGAGGAGGGUGACAAUGUAGUCGUGUUGCCUGGUGCUGCGUUGUCUAAGCAGUUGUUUUCAGGGAUGGUGGCUAAUGGGGAUGGAAAGCUUGGUAGUCAAGGACUCAUCACUGUUAUUGAAAGGAUCAAUGGCAAGUGA
Ilex paraguariensis (yerba mate) is the source of this 921-nucleotide messenger RNA. The record is from the annotation of a GenBank genome assembly. Lineage: Eukaryota; Viridiplantae; Streptophyta; Magnoliopsida; Aquifoliales; Aquifoliaceae.